Molecule: messenger RNA, 2138 nt
Organism: Salvia hispanica
Lineage: Eukaryota; Viridiplantae; Streptophyta; Magnoliopsida; Lamiales; Lamiaceae
Source: RefSeq, a predicted model, not a curated record
UAUAAAGAAAAGUUGAUUCCCUUUUUAUCACCUAAAAAUUAAAGAAGAAUAAAGUGUGUUGAUUUCUUGUAUAUUAAGAGGGAAAAAGAUCCAAUUUUUCACAAUUUCAGCCUCACAAAACGCCUGCCCUUUUCCUCUCUUCGCGUGAAAAAAACGUUGCCCAUCUCUUCCAAGUAUUCCCCUCGCUCGCUUUCACACACAGCACACGCACUACAACGCGUAAUUCAUCUUCGCAAUACGCAAAUUGGGUGCAUGUCAUUUUCCCAGAAUAAAAUGUGAAUUGUUUUUUUUUUAUCUUUGAUUAGGUAAGGAUUUUCAAUUAGUCUUUUUUCCCUUAUAUUUUGAUGGGUGAGAUUUUAAUUUUUCUAUUUGAAGAAAAAAAAUCAGGGGUUUGGUGAGAGAAAAAGAUUGGAUUUUGUUGAAAUCUGAUCGGAGCCCGGCUUUUCCGGUGAUCAGAAAUCUUGUUAAAAGAUUGAAUUUUUUGCACAAAUAAAAAAGAAGAAAGGGAAAUAUUGAUAAAGACUUGCGGUUUAUGCAAAUGGUUUGUCUAAACGUCAAAGGGUAGUAAUCUUUGUUUCUUAAGAACAAUUUUCUCUCGCUUUUCUUACAUUUUUACAUUAGAAAGAGAGAAGGAAAGGAAAAUCCCGUCAAAUUUCUCUCUUCCUCUCCUCGUAAAAUCCUCUUGGUUUUUUCCUUCCUCUGUGCCAAGUUUCAAAAAAGAGUUAGGAGAGAGAAUCACACCAAAUUCUCUCUUUCUCUCUCUUAAGGGAAGAAAUCAUGUUUAUCAUGGACAAGGUUUCAAUGCAGACAACAAACCUCGAAAGCUUCUUGGAUUGCACAACGCCGCUUGCCCCAUCUCAGUUCCUCUCAAAGAGUGAGACAAGGAAGCUUAAUAGGCUAUGGCAUCCAUGGGAAAGGGAAAAAGUUGACUAUUUUGUUCUUGCUGAUCUUUGGAAUACUUUUGAUGAAUGGAGUGCUUACGGUGCCGGAGUUCCGAUCGUCUCCGACAACGGCCAAAAUCUAAUUCAAUACUUCGUGCCCUAUCUCUCUGCAAUCCAGAUUUUCACCAGCAGUUCAUCUGCAAACUGCUUGAGGGAGGAAACUGAUUCUGUGAGCGAGACAAGGGACUCGUUUAGUGAUUCGUUUAGCGAUGAGAGCGAGAGUGAGAAGUUGUCGAGGUGGGAUGGGUGCUCGUCCGAGGAGGGGAUAUGCGAGCAGGAUUUGUGGAACCAGAAUGAGAGAUUGGGUAAUCUUUACCUUCAGUACUUUGAGAGAUCGUCCCCCUACGGAAGGGUCCCUCUCACGGACAAGAUUAGUAGCUUAGCUCAAAGACACCCGGGAUUACUGUCGUUAAGAAGUGUAGAUCUUUCACCGGCUAGUUGGAUGGCUGUCGCCUGGUACCCUAUCUAUCACAUUCCCACUGGUAGAACGAUUAGAGACUUGCAAACGUGCUUCCUCACGUACCACACCCUUUCCUCCUCGUUUCAAGACAUGGACAUGGGGGACGAUGUUGAGAAUUUGAAGAGGAAAGGAAAGGAAGGGGAAAGCAUCCCUCUCCCUCCAUUUGGUUUGGCAAGUUACAAGAUGCAAGGAGACGUGUGGCUCUCGGACAAGAACGACCUUGACCGGGAGAGGAUGGCGUCGCUCUUGAGCGUGGCCGAUUCUUGGCUAAAGCAAUUGAGGGUCCAACAUCAUGACUUCAACUACUUCAUGGGAAUGCGGCAUGGCUAGCACAAACACACUCACAGACACGCACUCUUACGUCGUCGUCUAUGAAGCCCACCAUGAGAUAGGCCGUCGCGCAUCCGUGGCCGUUGAGCUUUGAUAGGGAUGGUGUUUUUGUUGAUAUUUUAGGACAAGUGAGAUUAACGUUGAAGGCUUUUUUAAAAGUUUUUGCAAAAGAUGGCUUGUGAUGAAGCAAAUGUAGUCGAGACUUGAGAGAGAGAGGUGAAACCAGUUUGUAAUUGUGUUUAACUUACUCGAUGGAACGAUGUUUUUUUUUUUUUUCUUUUUCUUUUUUCUUGUAAAUUUUCCUUUGGUUAGGGAAGUUACAUAAAACACGUUUUUGUACAUGUAAAUGUAUAGAUCUUGUGUUUUUGUGAUGGCGAUGAAGUCUGCAGCUCUUUUGCAUUUUUAGA